Danaus chrysippus (African queen) is the source of this 1893-nucleotide messenger RNA. Lineage: Eukaryota; Metazoa; Arthropoda; Insecta; Lepidoptera; Nymphalidae. The record is from the annotation of a GenBank genome assembly.
AUGAAAACGAUACAACAGUUGGAAAAUGAAAUAAAAGAUGUAGAUAAGCAACUAGUCAAGGUGGAAACAGAAAUAAAUAAGUGGAAGAAUGAACAACGCAAACUUCACGAAAAGAAAACAUCUUUAAAGAAAACGAUUAGUAAACUAAAAUCAGAUACUUUAGCUAGUGUGGACUGGGGUGGUAGUACUUAUGAAUGGUCAAAUGAUGUAAAAAAUACUCUUAAUAAUAUUUUUAAAAUUGAUGAAUUUCGCCCGAAACAACUUAGCGCUAUCAAUUCAACUUUGUCUCGGCAACAUGCCCUAGUUGUGAUGCCUACCGGCGCUGGUAAAAGUCUUUGCUAUCAGCUGCCAGCUCUAAUAAAGCCAGGGAUUACUAUUGUAAUAUCUCCUCUAGUUUCUUUGAUGGAAGAUCAAGUACGGUCCUUAACAAAUAAAAACAUACCGGCGAAACUUAUGACUAGCACCAGUUCUAAAGCAGAGACUACAGCAGCACUCAAUGUUCUCAAAGACAAAAACACAGACAUUAAACUGUUGUAUGUGACUCCUGAAAGACUUGCAAAGAGUAAGAGAUUCAUGUCAGCCCUCCAAAAAUGUCAUGCUGAAGGUAGAUUGCAGAGAAUCGCUAUAGAUGAAGUUCAUUGCUGUUCCCAAUGGGGACAUGACUUCAGACCUGAUUAUAAGUAUCUAGGAAUACUCUCUAAUAUGUUUCCCGGAGUUCCUAUAUUAGGAUUAACAGCUACAGCUACAUCUCAUGUAUUAAAUGAUGUUCAAAAGAUCCUCAAUAUAACCGGUUGCUUAGUAAUUAAAUCAACUUUCAAUAGACCAAAUUUAUAUUAUAGAAUACUAGAAAAACCUACAUCACAGGAAGAUUGCUUGUCCAUACUUGAGAAGCUCUUAAAAUAUAGAUAUAGGGGGGAAAGCGGAAUCAUCUACACUAACAGUAUUAAAGAUUCUGAAGAGAUAACUGAGGGUUUGAAGAAGAGGAAUUUAAAAGUAGCUUGUUAUCAUGCAAAUUUAAGUGCAGAUAUAAGGUCUAAAGUACAUAUUAGGUGGCAUGAGAAAAGCCUUCAGGCAAUCGUAGCGACAGUGGCUUUUGGUAUGGGAAUUGAUAAACCUGAUGUAAGAUUUGUUAUACAUCAUACAAUAAGUAAAUCUAUGGAAAAUUAUUAUCAAGAAAGUGGGAGAGCUGGAAGAGAUGGUCAGCGGGCAGAAUGUGUAACUUUGUAUAGAAUGCAAGAUGUUUUCAAAGUCAGUACUAUGGUGUUUUCCUCUGCAGGGAGCUUGGAUCAUUUAUAUGGCAUGGUGAAAUACUGUCUUAAUGGAACAUUAUGUAGACGGCAACUGAUUGCUGAACAUUUCGAUGAAGAUUGGGGAAAUGCAGAUUGCAAUAAGAUGUGUGAUGUUUGUUCUAAUCCUAACGUAAAUAGUAAAGACAUAUCUCUUGAAAUGCACUGCAAGACUCUGGAUAGUAUUAUUAGCAAUGCAGAAAAGCAGGACACAAAACUCACAGCACAAAAAUUGCUUGAUGCCUGGUAUUUAAAAGGUCCAGUGCCUCUCAGACAUAAAGGCAAAGAACCAAAUUUCUCCAGACUUGUAGGUGAAGAUGUUAUAGCAUUUUUGCUAACCCAAGGCUAUUUAAUAGAAGACUUCCAUUUCACAGCAUAUUCAACAAUAAGUUACAUUAAGAAAGGUCCCAAUAUGGAAGCUAUUAACGAUAUUAAUUUUGAAUUGAAAAUGCCUGUUAGAAAAUAUUAUGAAUUUCAUUUAGACAGGCCGGCACCAAGAGAGUAUGAAACUUUAGAAAGUAAACCUGAAAUCAAAGAAACCAGAAAAAGAAAAAUUUCUGAAGAGCAUGAUACAAGAAAAUUGAAAACUGUCAUAAUUGAUGAUUAA